AUGCUGAUGCCUAAAUGUGUCUCGGUGACUCACUCUGUUCUCACCUUCAGCUUUAAUUCAGCGUUCGUCGUGGCGUUUGGGCUGAGUCACGUCAUCAGCACCUGUGACAAACAGUGGAGGGAGGAGAGAGAUGAAAUGACCAGAAAUAGAGAUCUCAGGUGCCUGUCUUCACCCUCUGCCCCCUCAUCCAGUAGCGUGUACCCCCGUCGAGCAUUCAGCGCGCCGGCCUGCCUCCCCAGCGCCGCCCCUCUGGAAGCCUUCUGGACUGAUCUCUACUCUGAGGAGGCUCUGCCGCCUCGGCGUGUCCCCUACCCGUUGACCUGCCUGCCACCACUCAGAGAGAAGCAGACGAGAGCCACAGGAGCAGAGGGGAUGAACCGCGAGGAGGCGCCAGGGAAGUCUUCUGAAGACGUGUACAUCCAGCAGAAAGUGCGGGUCCUGCUCAUGCUUAAGAAAAUGGGAUCGAAUCUCAAACCAAGUGAAGAGGCUUUUCUUCAGAAUUACAAAGGUGUGGUUAACAGUCAGAUGAGCCAGCUACCACAGCACAACAUAGACCAGGGUCCAGAGGACGUGGUGAUGGCCUUCUCGCGGUCGGAGACGGAGGACCGGCGGCAGUGACCCUGGCCCCCCCGGCCCCCCCGCCCCGUCUCGCCUGUGAUCCGCAACAGCACCCAGCUCCACAAACACAUCACUGAUGGGCUAAGUGAGGAGGAGGAGGAAAAGAUACACAGCUGGCUGCUUCGGACUCCGCCCCGGCCUUUUCCACGCCGCCCCUCCCUCACACGAGCCGGCACGCCAUCACCUGAGAUGCCCUCCAGAGGGUCACUGUGGGCGGAGUCAGUGAAAACGCUCUCUGACGGUGCAGACGCUUAUCAAGUAGAGUUUGUUUUGUUCCUUCGUGGCGGGGGUCGGAGGGCUGGUUUGGUGGCGUGUCGCUCGGCCUGAGUUGCGACGUCGGGCAGCGUGACCAGAACAGACUCCUGGUCCGGUCAGUUUUGGUAGAAGAGAGGUUUUAUUUGUCGGCUUUCACCCUAACCGGGCUGAAGUAGUUUUGGUUUUUGUUUAACUGGUGUAUACCGAAGCCUUUUUUUUUUCUUCUUAAUUUUAUUCUGUCCAUCAGGGGCCUCAUUUAUAAACGCAGCAGAGGAAAGACGGAUACAGCGAUGGUUCGAUUCAGAGACGCAGGCAAACGUUUCCGAAAAACUUAAUUCAGAGCGAUAUGAAUACGGUCAGCUCCUUCAGGUCUCCCUAUUUACAUGGACAGGCAGUCAGAAGUGUGUGUUAGCCAAUCUGAGGCGUGGCCGGCGGUCACCAGUGGGUGGAGGAAGGCGAUAAAAACCUUACAGGGUCUUGUUAGAGUCUAAAAACGCUUGUGUGCGGUCCAAAAAAGGUGGAUGGAUUUGGGUCGCUCGGACGGCGGCGCUCUUUUGUGCGCCGGCUAAACGGCGGCAGGACGGUGCAGCUUUAGUGAGCGGCCCCAGUCGGCCCGGGACCGCGUGAGGUGAGGUUUGGUCCUGCUGCGUGCAUGUUAGGGGCGUGCACGGCGUGUUAUCAGUGAGGCCCCCGCCCGCCCGCCGCUCCGCUGCUUUAUUUCGUAACAGUGUUUUUGUUUUUGUUUUAUCAUGGAGGGAAGCAGAAGAAUAAAGGAAAAAGAAACACACCCACACUAACAGAGAUAAUCACAUCGAGCACGAAACACACGUGUACAGACCCCCCCCCCAACACACACACACACAGAGCUUUUGAGUUAUUGUGAUGUGUAAAACUUUUUUUUAAAUUGUACAUAUAGUUGGGAAAGUAGAACAAAUGAAUUAAGUGUGCCAAUUGUUUUUUUUCUCUCUUUUUUUUUUUUUUUCUAAACUUAAGUUAAAUUUGCCGUAACAGUUCAGAGGAGCUGUAGAUGUAAUUUAUUGUUCACUGAUGGACAUCAGUUGGAGAAAUCCGAGCACGAGCCGCUCCUUCAUUAAACCCGCUCACACUAAAGUCGUACAAACUCUAAUUUUUUGUUUUAUCUGAGGACGUGAAGCCAAACGUUAAAACUGUGUGUUAUUACCGACUGUACUGCAUCUCUUGCACUAUUACCAGCGGGAUUUUAGCAAAAAAAAGAAAAAAUAUUGAAAUGUUUAGCACAGAGACUCUACAUUUGGUUCGGCGGGUGAAAAAAAACCAACAACUUUGUAAACAAGUUUUUAUCGCUCCUGUGAUUUAAUGGAAAAGGCUGUUAAUUGACACGUCUGGAUGAUAAACGGUUGAAUAUUUGUUAAGUCGGCAGGCUUUUUAAUGAGGCGCAUAUUUAAAGUGUUUAAGUAGAGUUGAUUUGACUUGUGAACUUGUAUUGUUUUCCAACUAAGCAUGUCUGCCUUGUGUUUCUCACGUCUGCUCAGCUGAAGAUCUAUGACGCCUUGCCACAACGACCAUUGUUUGUACAUUCUUUGGGUUUGUGGAAGCUACUUGUUCUAAAAUACAUCUUCUGGAUUUAGUUUUUUUUAUGGGCAAACCUUUUCUCCAUUUUAAGUUGUUGGCGAUAACUUUUCUUUGAAUGUCUUCAACAAUCAUUGCAAAUUGAUCAACCAACAGAGCUGUGCCUCCUUUUUUGUUGGGUUUUUGUUGUUUACUUCAAUUUUUUUAAAGCAUUAUUUGUCUAUGCAUUGUUUAGUUUCUUUUAAAAAUGUCUUACUGUACAUUUUGCUAUUCAAGUUUUUACUGCAGCCUUCCAUCAAGUGAUGAAUGUGUGUGUGUUUGUGUGUGUAUGUGUGUGUGUGUGUGUGUGU
Messenger RNA from Menidia menidia (Atlantic silverside), 2771 nucleotides. The record is from the annotation of a GenBank genome assembly. NCBI's taxonomy places the organism in Eukaryota, Metazoa, Chordata, Actinopteri, Atheriniformes, Atherinopsidae.